Chiloscyllium plagiosum (whitespotted bambooshark) is the source of this 2598-nucleotide messenger RNA. Lineage: Eukaryota; Metazoa; Chordata; Chondrichthyes; Orectolobiformes; Hemiscylliidae. The record is from RefSeq and is a predicted model, not a curated record.
AUGACAGGAGCUUAUGUGAUAUGGAAUGUUUGUUCAUUUCUUUAUUCUCUAGAUGACAAAAAAAGUAUGGUUGCAAAUGUGGAAAAGCAGAUGGAAGAAGCUCGGGAACUGCUUGAACAAAUGGAUCUUGAGAUACGGGAGAUACCACUCCAAAGUCGUGGCCUAUUCAGCACCCGAAUGAAAAGUUAUAAACAGGAAUUGGAAAAACUUGAUAAAGAUUUUAAAAGGUCACGGAUCGCCUACAGUGAUGAGGUAAAUCUUCGAAAUGAGCUCCUAGGGGAAGAUGGGAAUACCUCUGAGAACCAGUUGAUAAAAUUGCGUGAAGAGAGAGCGUGUCUGUUGGAUAACACAGAGCGGUUGGAAAGGUCAACACGGAGAUUGGAGGCUGGAUACCAACUAACCGUUGAAACUGAACAAAUUGGACAGGAGAUCCUAGAGAAUCUUCACCAUGACAAAGAAAAGAUUCAACGAGCUCGGGAAAGGCUGCGUGAAACUGAUACCAACCUUGGUAAGAGCUCCAGGAUCUUGACAGGAAUGUUGCGAAGGAUCAUCCAGAACCGGAUCCUCAUGUUUAUCCUGGGUGCCAUCAUUCUUCUCACCAUUGUGCUGGCCAUUUAUUUUGCUGUCACAGGCCACUGAUACGUCUCUAUUCUUCUGUGAUUAAUAACGACAAACUGCUUGUUCAGUGUAAUUAGGACAAAUUGGUCACAUGAAUCAUCUUCUUGCACUGACAGAUUCUUCUCUACUGUGCAUCGACACCAGUGCAAGCCAGGCAAAAAUGUUUUUUUGUAGCAUUGUUUGCUUAUUUCCUUUUGUUGUUGAGAAGGUGACUUUAGUGAAACUGGGAUUGUGAGGAGUUACUGCAUGUUCAGUACUAGUAGAAGGAAAGUAGAAUCAUUUCAAGUCCUGUUGUGAUGGGAUUGUAUGUUGGUGUGCUCCAGACCUUUGUGUAUGUGUGUACAAUCUGUCAACAGCUUGCAGGUUAUAUCUACAGAGGAUAAAUGAUGGGUAACUGUGGUUAACUAAAAAAUAAAACAUAGAAUGACGCCCUGACAUGCACAAUUCCCAAGUCCAAAGAACAAGUAGAUUGCUUAAUUCCUGACGUCAUAUUGAUUUAGAAUUUAAGUAUACACCUAAUUAAUGAUUGUGACACUCCCUCUCCCACAAAUGCAUCAUGUAACAUUAUGGAAAAUGCAGUCAAAUAUUUAAAAUAAAAUUGGAAAUAAAUCACUAACCUUCAGGUCUUUCUUGCAGUAAUAAAAUGCAAUAUAAUUAAAAGAUGCUAAAUUGCAAUUAAAAUAUUGAAAUAUAAAUCAACAUUCAAAGCGUUGCUACUACAAUUUUAAAUGCUUCAUAUAAAGACAAAAAACCCAGAGCAUGCCUGACGUCAGUUCAUAGCUACACGAUGAAGAGCAUUUGAAAUUCUGUUUAAGGCAGGCUGAAUUGUCUUAUUUUGGAACUGGCUUGGUGGGGGGCUUUCUUUGCUUUUGCUUCAGAGCUGAGAGCUUCAAAGGCUGAAAUUAAUAGUGAACAAAAUUGUGCAGAUCUGACCAUCCCAUGUGGGUAGAACCCAUUGAGGUUAUCAUUAUCUUAAAUUCCACCAAUUCGACAAACCUCAUCAGAUAAUGACCUCUAUAUUUUUUAUUACCAUGGCAGCACAGAUUGUCAACCCCACAGAAAAAAAAAUUGCAUUCUUCACAAUACUUUUUUUUUCUCUCCAUUUUUUUAAAACCUGUCAGAUCAUUUCAGUAUUUCAAACCUGAAGAAAACAGCCUGCCUGGAAAUGUAUUUGAAGUUGUAAUAGUGUCAAAAAGUCACGGUUGACUGACAGAUGUCAGUCCCAGUGGACCUCAUUAAAUCAUAAAAACUUGACAAGAAAAUAAUUGUGCAUCAGCAACAACCUGGCUGCUGUUUAAACAUUUUAUUUUGUUUCAUUAUUAGGAUCAACUAUUUUGUUCAUUAAGAAAUUGCAUUAAACAACAGUUUUGUGGCUAAUGAUCUGUUCUGGGUUUAUGUCUGUUUUCUUUAAACAUCAGCUGCGUCAUGUGGUUUCUUUGCAGUCGUGCUAUCAUCUGGCAGAGAUCCACCACUCAGAGCUGCGGGUGCCAUUGGAAUAUAAAAUGGAUUAUUCAUUACCAACCUCCUUGUGACUUAUUUGGUUUCAUGUAGUGGUUGAGGGUUUCACUGUCUUCUGCGGAGAAGAUGAAAACUUGUCAAAAAUAGGUUAUAUCUUAUUCUCGGGGCAACAAAAUCAGUGGGUACACACAUGCUUCAAUGUUUAAUGAAUGCAGAUUUUAACCCCUUUACAUGACUUUGACUGUGAGCUCUGCAUCGACAAAGAAACCUCACUUUAAGAAAGAACUGGUAGUUAAUUGGCAAUCUGGAAGUGUGUCAUGAUUUAUAAAUUACUGCUAACUUUAGGUUAUAUUUUCUAAUAAUGAGAUAUAUCAAAAAAUCCAUACAUAUUUAUACACUUACAUUUCCACACGUAUUAAAAAAAAGCAGGCUUAAUUAUGUGUGAAUUUUGGCAUUAUUGUAAUGACCGUUUGCAGUUGAACAUUUUCUGGGCAUUUAUUUAUUCAAUCGAUUUUGUACAAA